Haemonchus placei is the source of this 402-nucleotide messenger RNA. The record is from the annotation of a GenBank genome assembly. NCBI's taxonomy places the organism in Eukaryota, Metazoa, Nematoda, Chromadorea, Rhabditida, Trichostrongylidae.
AUGAUUCGCGAUGCAGCCAACGAAGUGUUACAUUCACGUGUUCCCGAAGGAUUUCAAUGGAUAGAGGCCUAUGGGCAGUAUUACUCACCCAGUUGUGGUUUCUUCUACGAUCCGAAUACUGGCCUUUUUUAUCACAGUGAUUCCGAGACGUAUUAUAUAUUUAACGACGAUACCCAGCAGUAUGAGAUCUAUAAGUGUAUGCGAAAGACACAUUGGAAAUCUCGUUCGAAUAAAAUGAAAGCCAAGCAAUUGUUUGCUGGUGCGCUGGAUCGCUUAGAUCAAGAUGCUGUAGACGUUUGUGAAGUUGUAUUCGAUCUCACAUCAAAGCUCAGCUUAGAAGACAGAGAUGGUGUGGAUUCUGAAUUGGAAACGCACUCUAGCCUAUCCUCUUCGGUGAGAUGA